Colias croceus (clouded yellow) is the source of this 2478-nucleotide messenger RNA. Its product is annotated as transferrin-like. The record is from RefSeq and is a predicted model, not a curated record. Gene Ontology annotation, biological process: iron ion transport. The transcript has 15 exons. Lineage: Eukaryota; Metazoa; Arthropoda; Insecta; Lepidoptera; Pieridae. Gene Ontology annotation, cellular component: plasma membrane; recycling endosome; early endosome. The coding region runs from base 107 to 2392 and encodes 761 amino acids.
AUAUUAUAAGAGUAGUUAUAGAUUAGCGAACGUGUCAAACGCUCGUGCUAAAACAAGCGUGGUUUAAGACUGACUUUUAUAGACAUAGAUGUAGUGUUGUGUGAAAAUGGGUUUUAAGUUGCUGUAUUUUGUAUCUGUGAUAGCGGCUGUAUCAGCACAAAGCUAUCGUGUUUGUAUAUCUUCAUCGAAUCCAAUAUUAUGUCAGACUUUGGACAGAGAUGGCAGCCAGGCGAUUUGCGAGCCUGUGGAAUCCAGAGUCGAUUGUGCCAUAAAAAUAGCGCGUGGUGAUGCCCACCUCGGUGUGUUCUCUGAAGAGGAGAUGGUGCUGCUGUCGCAAGCGCAGCCGGAGGGCAGCAGAGUGGUUGCCUCUAUACGAGAUAUUUCUAGGAACGAGCCAUACGCAUUCGAAGCGGUGGCCAUAGUGCCAGUGACCCAUUCAGGUGGUCUGGAGGGUCUGCGUGGGGGCAGCUACUGCCACCCGGGGCUGGAUGAACCGGAUCUCAGGUGGUCUCCCAGGGUGCUAAAGGGUCUGGAGAGAGCUGCGGCACGCACAGACCGCUGCCCGAACACAGACACAAAUGGAAAAACGGCAGAAGAACUAGAAGUAGAUACGCUCAGUCAGUUCUUUGGUAGUGCUUGCCGGCCUGGGCCUUGGAGCGCGAAUGUAUCUGUUGAUACUGAUCUGAAGUCCCGCUACCAAUCCCUCUGCUCGCUAUGCGGCGAUCGGUCGGGCUGCGCGAGCUAUUCCAUCGAUAUGGGCGUAGCCAUUGCGGGUGUGCGCAAUGACAACAGACACAUACAAGCGUUGGAGUGUCUGCGCAGGAGUAACGGAACGUCUGUCGCGUAUGUCGCGUGGCAGCAUGUUCGAGAGUUCUUUAGUAUCCGCAACCCCGACAUAGCAGCAUCAUACGCAGCGCUAUGCCCGGACGGCACGCUGAGCGCGCUGUCGGGCGCCGCGCUCGCCGCGCCCGCCGCGCCCUGCGCCUUCGUGCGCCAGCCCUGGAGCGCGCUCGUCGCUAACACUGAAAAAGCACUAGAGAUCCAAAGCAACCUUCGCAAUUGGUGGCCGGGUGGUGCAAGCCCGAGCGGCAAUGGUUGGCAAUCUGUGUUGUUCAGCGCCAUCGUGGGGGGAUCGAAUGCGAGGGUCAACUAUGAGGAUGGGUUGCCUACACCCGCUAAUUAUUCCAAUAAUUUACGCAAUCUCCCCUCAAUCGACGCGUCUCCAAGCUGUGUCCCAGCCCGUCGCUGGUGCACAGUCUCUCCACAAGAACACACCAAAUGCAAUUGGUUGCAACUGGCCGCUUACACGCUGGGCAUCGAACCCGCACUAUCCUGUCAGCAACGGACCAAUGUGUUCCAGUGCUUGGCUGAUAUUAGAGAUAAUACAGCUGAUUUUAUCGCUACGCCUGCUAAUUAUGGAUAUUUGGCGAGACAACACUACAGCCUCUCAUCAGUGAAGCUGGUACAAAACUCUCGCAGCGAUCCGUUCGCGUUCAGUCGUGUCGCAGCACUCGUCAAGGAGACAAGUGCGCAGAGCAAUAAUAUCACGAGAUUCGAGAAUCUGCGCGGAAAGAACGCUUGCUUCCCGGAGUUUGGGGGGAUUUCAUUCGUAUCAUUCCUCCGCACGGCUCACGAGCGCGAAGUGAUCAGUUCCUCUGAAUGUGACUACGGUCGAGCAGUUGGAGAGUUCUUCAGCAGUUCCUGUGCGCCUGGUGCAAUGGAUGCGUCACAUGCGAUGGAUAAGAGUAACUUCGACGCAACACCACUGUGCUCUCUGUGCAAGCCAAGCAUCACUAUUGUUGGCAACUUUUCACAAAAUCAAGAAUGUUCGUUCGACAACAGCAACAAGUACUACGGCAACAACGGUUCCGUCGCGUGUCUCGCUGACCCGGAGAGCGAUGUGGCGUUCGUUGAUCUGGCUAAUAUUAAUGCCAAUCUCAACGCCGCGAACCUAGCGGAGUACCAAGUUCGAGUCCUGUGCAGGAACAACUCUCUCGCUGCGUACACCGGAGUUAAUGUCGAUCAGAACUGCUUGCUGGCUUAUGUCGUUGAUUCUGAAGUUUUGGCAAGGAGAAACGACCCUCUCCUCAACAGCCUGAACGCACUCCUUGACACUUUAGACGCACACUUCGGCUACAACGCGGCAACUUCCGCGCAACUCAUCAACAUGGAAAUGUAUUCACCGUUCGACGAGGUCAACGACCUCCUGUUCAAGAACACAGCUGUUGGUCUCGCAGAGCCAUCUAGUGACACUGCGAACGAAGCUGCUAGGAAUUAUAACGAUUUGUUCAAACAUUUGGAGUCGUGUACUUCAGCUGCGUCGUCUAGAAGCUUCUUUGCUUACGUCACACUAGUUGUAAUGGCGGUUGUCACGAGAUUUGUAAUUUAUUAAGUAAAAUGAAUUACUUGUUUAAUAAAUGCAUAAGUAGUUAAAUAAAUAAAGAAUUUGUCGACUUUCGUUAAAUACAGAUAAAAUGU